Messenger RNA from Pristis pectinata (smalltooth sawfish), 2545 nucleotides. RefSeq names its product RAB18A, member RAS oncogene family (gene rab18a). Bases 91 to 711 code for a protein of 206 amino acids. NCBI's taxonomy places the organism in Eukaryota, Metazoa, Chordata, Chondrichthyes, Rhinopristiformes, Pristidae. Gene Ontology annotation, molecular function: GTP binding; GTPase activity. The record is from RefSeq and is a predicted model, not a curated record. The transcript has 7 exons.
UUGUGAUGCUUUGUCGGCCGGAGUGUCGUGAAAAAAGCCACUAGGGGGGUCAUUUUGGAGCUGGUUUUUGUGAGGCGCUGGUGUUGAGCGAUGGACGAGGACAUUUUGACCACCCUUAAGAUCUUAAUCAUUGGCGAGAGCGGCGUCGGCAAGUCCAGCCUCCUACUACGGUUCACAGAUGAUACCUUUGACCCAGAGCUUGCUGCAACAAUUGGUGUUGACUUCAAAGUGAAAACAAUUGUGGUUGAUGGAAAUAAAGCAAAACUUGCCAUAUGGGAUACUGCUGGACAGGAGCGGUUCAGGACCUUGACUCCUAGCUAUUAUCGUGGAGCACAAGGUGUCAUCCUGGUGUAUGAUGUGACCAGAAGAGAGACCUUUAUACGGCUAGAAAAUUGGUUGAAUGAAUUGGAGACGUAUUGCACAAGGAAUGAUAUUGUGAAAAUGUUAGUUGGAAACAAAAUUGAUAAAGACAAUCGUGAAGUAGACCGGAAUGAAGGGUUGAAGUUUGCAAGAAAACAUUCCAUGUUAUUCAUAGAGUCAAGUGCAAAGACGCGUGAUGGUGUGCAGUGUGCAUUUGAAGAGCUCGUUGAAAAGAUUAUUCAGACACCUGGCUUAUGGGAAAGCGAAAGUCAAAAUACUAAACUUAGGCUAUCGGACUCGCCUGAUGCCAACAGUGGAGGUUCUUGUGGUGGAUAUUGCUCAGUACUGUAAGACUUUGGAUGCAAUUACUUUGUGCCAAUUUUAAAUAAUUGGUGAAUCAUUUGUAUAAAUUCUAGAGUUGACAUUGCAGUUUGCACAUUUUGUUCAUGUUGUAUAAAACUAUCCCUGUAAUUCCCCAAGGCUAUGUCAGUUGUAGACAUGCAGAAUUUUGAAAUCCACAGUCGGUGUUCAAAAAACAUAUUUCUUGUAAUGUCAAAUCUCCUUGUAAUUUGAAAAUAACAUUUAAAAAACACUCAUCAAUGAGGGUUAGAGUUCAUGUGUACACAUUUGUACAGGGUAGGUUCAUCUAGAAACAAUCUAUCCACUGUAGUCUCAAAAUGUUUUUUCUUGUAUUUUCACACUUCAGUGCUGAACCACAUCACUGUCUUUCCCUGACCCCAGCCUCAAAUAUUUAAUAUGGUUUGCAAAUUUUGGUAUGUUUUAAGAUAACUAUAUUUUCACUGCUGUUAGUCUAGCUGACUAAACAUAGCUGCACGAGAGGAGUAAAUUUGUAUCAGAUGUUAAAGUAUCAACGUUUCUUCAUAAACUACUGUUUCACACUGUUUCAGUAAAAUCUUGCUCAUUUUUUUUCACAGCAGCAGAGUUUUUUAAGCUGUCAUAUCCACAGUUGUGUUAAACAGAUGUGCUCCAAGAAAGAUGAAUGGCAUGUAACUCUAAAUUGUUGAAAACAUAUGUUUUUUUAAAGCCUACCAUACUCACAGUGAAGAUUAAAUCUAUUGUAGCGGUCCCUCCCAUAACAACCAAACGAUCAGAAUCAUUUCAAAAGAUUGUUCAAACGUUUGUGAGGUUAAUCUUUGCAGUUAACUAAAUAUCGAAAUACUCUUCUAACAUUCUAGCUUUAAAUUACCUUGUCAAUAUUUCUGUUAAGCCUUAUUCAUUUAGAAUUCCAUUAUUAUAUAUUCACGUUUGAAAGUAUUGUGCAAGCUACACUUUCAUGCAAUCUACAAUUUUUCUUUUAAAUGGUGAUUCUGAAAAUUGUUUUUAAGAAACGUAGACUUAAGGUUGAAUAAGAAUUGUAGAGAACGGAACGCUAAGGUUGAGUCAAAAUACUAAAAUGUAAAGUCGUCAUUGCUGUAUGCUUCCAGUGUUUAUUUAUUGCUUUAUCUUGUGGUUAAAUGGUAAAUGAUCAUAACUAUGAAAUUAAAGAAAUAAUCCCAGUGCUGUUUAAUUUUUACUCUGUUAUAUCUUAUGAGCUGCACAACUAUGUUUUUAUGGUAGGACAUUUGGUAUCUCCAAGGAUUAAUAAAAGGCUAAACACUUUGAAUUGAGCUGGUUGAAAACUAAAUGUAGAAAUAAAAUUUGUAUUUGUAUAGUGCCUUUAAUAUACUAAAAUGUGCCGAAGUGUUUCACAAUGGCAUUAUCAUCAAAGGCUUCUGCAUAUGCAAUCGUUGAUUCAAUGUGCAAGACUCAACUGAUUCUCCAAGUGUGAACAGCACUCUGACCUUGCCUAGGCUCCCAUUUGAAUAUUAGUCUCAGUAUUUCAAACAGGCAGUCAAACAAUUUGGUACUGUCCUCUGAAGUCUUCACCUUGAAAAGAGAGGGAGACAGGAAAAGAUUGCUGAACAAGGAGAGAUCAAUAUCCUAAAUUUGUGUAGGGUGCUGCCUAACUUUUAAAGAAACGAAAUUAUCUGUUUAAUUAUGACUGCAAUUAGUGACAUAGUACAUAAAGAUUGAGGAUUGUGAAUGAAAAAUUAAAAUGGUGUAAACUGCAUUGUGCAGGUAUAGCGUGAGGAUAAUUUGGAUAAAUGUUUUACAGUUUUACAAUUAUAGCAUAAGGUAUUACGUUUAAAAUAGACUGUAUAUAAAUAAAAAUUCCAUGAGUCAA